UCUCCCCUGUGCUUUGUGCUGUCAUUUACAACUAUGUACCCUGGAUGUAAAAUGCUACCAAAGAAGAAGACACAGGUGUAAAUGACUACACAAGGUGUAAGGCUGGGCAGAACCGGGCCCGGGAUGCUGAGGGUGGCUUCGCUGAUACCAGAUAUGGGAUUCAACAGGUAAGCAGAGAGAUGGUGAGUACAGCGGUCCAGUGCAAGAGGACACAAGUGCCAGCCCUGGAAAAGGGAGAUUUUCCAAGGCACAAAGGGCAGUUCAACACCCAAUUCUCAGGGCUGGUUUACACUGGGAAUUGACAGUGGCAUAACCACAUCGUUCUGAGGUGAGAAUUCGUCCGUUGACCUAGCUACCACCUCUUGGGGAGGUGGAGUACCUACGCCAAGGGGAGAACCCCUCCAGUAGAUAGUGUCUACACUGAAGCGUGACAGCAGUCCUGCUGUAGCAUUUCAAGUGUAGACAAGCUUUCAGUGGGAACUGGGCACCGAAUUCAUUUAUACCUUUGAAACCAGCUCCCCAUUUUGCAGUAAAGGAGGAGCUUUCUCCAGGAACUCAGUGUUAUUCAAUGGAAUUCACCCUUCAGGGCAGGCAGCCCCUUUUGGCCCAGAGAAAUUUCCAUGAGCAGUGGUUGCAACCCCAGGAGGCUCCGUAGUAAAGCAGUCUAGAGAGUUCCAUGCUUUGCACUAGAGUGCAGCAUGCUUGGGCUCAUGUGAAAUCAACAGAGCUGUGUGCAUGGAUGUAUUUCCAGGCCACAGACCACCGUUUCCCAUUAGGCUUUAAGAUUUUGACAAGUGCUUAAACGUGUGCUGGAGACCCCAGAUUAAUACUUACUUUGCCUUCGUUAGCCAGGGUUGGUAGCGCAGACCCAUAGAGCAUGUGUGAUCAGCACAACUUUAACAAACUGCUGGGCCAGGCCUGAUGCUCUGGGUUUGACAUCAGAGUUUUCCUUCUCCUGGGACCUCAGAUCAGCCCAGGAAAAAUAAACACUUCCUAUAGCUAGGAGAGAACAGGCAGUUAUAACGAUUUCCACAGCAACUGGAAGCAAUGCCACAAACAAAAGAUUAUUUGAGACGUUAGAUGGGGGGGAAAGCCUGAGGAGCAGAUGUUGAAUAGGCAAAAGAAACCUUGGCCAAUGUGCAUGGAAGUGGGGUAAUAAGCUCGCUCCUACUGCUGGGGCCAAGAUGAAAGGAGACCCUUAUAAACAAAACUUGCCAAAAAUCCUACAGCCUCCAACAAUCAAAGCAUGGAGAAUUUGGAGUUACUGUGGGAUUUGCUGUGGGAUGAGCCUGCCCUGAAAAGCAAUGAGCUUGUUAGCAGUAAAAAUCCUCUUGCCAUACAAAUGUUCAUAGCAAUGAAUAAAAAAGGGGAGAGAAAUCCAAAGCAGAGGUGGGUACAGGUCAGUUCAGCAGGGAGGUUCUUUAGCAUGCUGCUUCUAGCAAGCAUUCCGAAGGUAUUAGCUGGACAAUGCUGGUCAUUCAUGACAUUGUUGGUAGCUUCCAUGGGGCUGUAUUUCACCUGGUCUCCAUGUCCACCAAGGGUAGGUCAAGUAGCAAUCGGCGUAAUCUGCAGCAAAGGAGAUUCAGGUUAGAGUUUAGGAAAAACUUGCUAACUCUAAAGAUAAUGAAGUGCUGGAAUCAGUUACUGAGGGAGGUUGUGGAAUCACCAUCACUGGAGGUUUUUAAGAACAGGUGAGACAGACACCUGUCAGGGAUGGGCUAGGUAUACUUGGUCCUGCCUCCAUGCCGGAGGAUGGACUAGGUAAUCUCUUGAGGUCCCAGCCCUUCAUCUUUAUGCUUCUAUAGUUAGUGCAGGCAGCUCAAAAAGCAAUGUCUCCCCUUUUAAGAAAGCAAUGCGGAGAUUCCCAGCACCACCUACUGGCACAAGGGAAGAACACCACCACACCAAACCUGGGAGUUUUACUAGAGAACCAGCUGGACUGAUCUGUGAAUUUUAAUGUGGAUAAUGAGCAGUGUUUGUUUUUAACUGUCAUUGUUUGUUUCUUGGCAUAUUUUAUUUUUAAUAUUUUGCAAGUGUGAAAUUGGCAAACAACAAAUACAAAGAAUGGGAACAACAGGUUCAAUUUUAUUUUUAGUUUUAAGUUCAAACAUUCAAAUUCACCUGCUUUUCCCCCUUCAGUCAAUUCAGUGCUUCUGCAGAGUUCCUGGGGUGUUAUUCAGAAUCACCUUUACUGACUCAUUUAGAAACAGCUUCUAAUAAUUCAUCCCAAAAACCUGAUCAUGAACUUCAGAAUGUAAGAAACCUCACCACCUCUCUAAGGGCCUAAUCCUCAGCUGGUGUCACUCCACUGAAACCAAUGGAGUGAUGCUGAUUGACACCAGCUGAGGAUCUGAACCUACCACAACUGCAACAAUAAAACUUCUUAGCAAGCCCCAAGGAUCAAACCAAUGUCUCUGAGUUUCUGACCUCAGUAUGGGGAGACUGAGGAAGCUCUUUAGAGACAUGGGUGAAAUCAAUCACCCUGCAAUGUGUGUCAGUUCUGUUUAUUAUUUAUUAUAAUAGAGACAUUCUAGAUGUUUUAGAAGCUACUGCUAUUGGGAACUGAUCCCAAGCCCAAGGAAGUCAGUGGAAAGAUUACCAUUGACUUCAGUGGGUUUUGUGUCAGGCCCCUGUGUCAUUGCAAACAUUUAUGCAUAUGCUUAACUUUAUGUACUCUGAGAAGUUCCAUUGACUUCAGUGGGUUUAUGGGGGCAGCAGGGCUCGGGCAGGGGGCAGGCAAGAUUCAGGCAAGCAACAAUGCCAGAUGUGGUGAGAGGUGCAGGCCCUAAGGCCCUCCCUGCUGCACUAGAGCAAGGAAUGCUGGCGAGCGAUGUAUGAUUAAUUUCACCCACAGACAGGUGUGCUCACAGGGCGUGUGACUUUCAUCUGUAUUUCCUGUCACUCUAUUACUUAGCUAGCUCCCCAUCUCAUCCACCCUUCAUUUGUAAUUGGCCCAGGACAGCCCAGUUCUUUUCCCCCCUUAGCUUAGGAGGGAGCUAAUCUUGAUUGCCACAAGUACUCCUUUUCUUUUUGCAAAUCUUGAUUGUGAGCAUAUUCAUGGAGCAAGCUUUUUACAAACUUAGGGUUUAGAGAAUGCUUUCCAUCCUAAUUCUGACAAUGUCAGGGGAUGAAAUCCAUGUGGUUAUCUGUGUCUGAUAUUCUCAAAUUGUCCUAGAUUGUCUCUUCCUUUGGUAGUUGAAGUCCCAGCACCUGACCUGGGCUCCCCCCACCCCCCGGGUCAGUUAGAGUAAUGUAGAUUCAGUAGCUAUGGCUAGCUCCAUGCUGGGAGGGUAUAAAGUCCAGUGUAAGUGCUGAGCUGUAUUCUAGAGGCUUCAGAAAUACUGGUAGGUUCUGGGCAGUUCAAAUGAGUCCAUGUUGAGAGAGUGAUCCCAACCUCUUCUGUUAAAUCUGUUGUCUUUAGUUCCCCUGAAGAUCUCAAGUACCAGUCUGGCCUGCGAAAGGGAGGAGUUGUUCUCUUCAGUGUCCUGACUUUUCAGAUCUCCCUGCUUAAUUCAGGCGCUGUUUGGUGCCCAGGUGGAGUCCAUUCUAGAGCAGAAUGAGUUCAUCUCUCCUACUCCUGAGUCCGCGCUCUGAAGAAGAGAAACCCGUUGCUGUCUUGUGGGGCUGUGAGCUGAACACCAGCACCAGGAGGUGUGUGGUGAUGGAAGAAGAUGACUUCUUGGAACACCUGGUCUUACUGAAAACUAUCUGUCUCAGUGCAGAGGCCGAGGAUGAACCGCACGUGGUGGCAGUAGCUUCAAAAAACACCUACGGUGGCAACAGGCCAGUGCCCAUCGCUUCACUGAGACUCUCUGUCCUACCCAUGAUCAGUCUUGGUGGCUUUGAAUUUAUCCCUCCUGUUGCCUUUGAAUUAAAGUCUGGAACUGGGCCGGUUUAUCUCAAUGGACAACAUCUGAUCUUGGAAGAUGAUGCCAAAUGCGAAGCCAGAGGAGGAUGGCUAGCAGAGGAGUCGUUAUCUUUGGCGGUAGUGGAAGAAGAUACAGACAGGUCUGCUGAAGCUGUCCAGCCCCCUCCCGCAGUGUGUGUGGAUUGUACCAGCAGGACUCUGCCCCUGGAAAACUUCAGACUCUAAGCCAGGCUGUACCGCCCUGGGAUGGUUUAUCUCUGCUGCGGUAAAACUGCUGCAUCUCCUCACCUCCAGUGGCCUCUUCUU
Caretta caretta (loggerhead turtle) is the source of this 4174-nucleotide messenger RNA. Its product is annotated as nucleoplasmin. NCBI's taxonomy places the organism in Eukaryota, Metazoa, Chordata, Testudines, Cheloniidae. Gene Ontology annotation, biological process: chromatin remodeling. Gene Ontology annotation, cellular component: nucleolus; nucleoplasm; cytoplasm. Gene Ontology annotation, molecular function: RNA binding; histone binding; chromatin binding. The record is from RefSeq and is a predicted model, not a curated record.